Molecule: messenger RNA, 1140 nt
Organism: Podarcis raffonei (Aeolian wall lizard)
Lineage: Eukaryota; Metazoa; Chordata; Lepidosauria; Squamata; Lacertidae
Gene: LAG3
Product: lymphocyte activating 3
Exons: 6
Coding region: 1-1140 (379 amino acids)
Biological process (GO): interleukin-15-mediated signaling pathway; positive regulation of ERK1 and ERK2 cascade; T cell activation
Cellular component (GO): external side of plasma membrane; membrane raft
Molecular function (GO): protein tyrosine kinase binding; MHC class II protein binding
Source: RefSeq, a predicted model, not a curated record
AUGAAGAGCAGCUUCAGGCAGCUGUACAAGGGAUUAGCUCUUCGCUGGGUGCAUCAUGGAGACAGCUCCCACAGGAAGCGCCACUUGGUGCUCAUGGUGGAGCCAAGCGGCGUCAAGAAAAUGGCCCGUUCCACGAUGCACCGAGCAACCGUCUCGGACCCUGGCUUCAUCCGUGGGAAUUUUUCGCUCAGGAUUGAGCCGCUGCAGAAAGAGGACGCAGGAACCUACGUGGCCGUGGUGAAGUUUGCCAAAGAGGUGUUGCGCUGCCAGGUGGAGCUUGGUGUGGUGUCAGUGACUCCUGAUUCUCCCGGUCCCCUGAUUGAGUCUGAACCUAUCCAGUUAACCUGCAACUCCACACAUCCAGAAACCGCCCAAGAGAUACGCUGGUUCCAUGCAGGUCUUCUCAUCGCCAGCUCUGGUCGGUUCGGUUCCCUGAACCAGACUCUGGUUAUCUCCAGAUCAUUCAGGAGUGAUUCUGGGCCCUGGGUCUGUCAACUCACCUUUGCAGAUGGGGAGAAAAUUUAUGCCACGUACAACCUGAAAGUCAUAGGAUUUGCUGAGCCAGCCAUAUCUGUAGUCUAUGCUGCGGCAGGAUCUGAUGCCCACCUGCCCUGCCUCCUGAAUGACAAUCCCACGGACUACGGCAUUUCUAGGGUGGCAGCACGUUGGAGCUACGCAGCAAGGAGAGAACCAAAGGCAAUAACCACCUUCAGUAAUGGAAGCAACAGAAAUUUUACCCUCCAUCUUCCUGCGGUGGGUCUUGAUGAUGCAGGCCAGUACACCUGUGAGAUCGCCAUUCAAGGAACAAACAUCACAAAGAACAUCACACUGGCAGUGAUGACAGUCACCCCGAGCACUGAGGGGAUCAUCAUGGAGGGAUCUCACCUGCAACUCACCUGCAAUCUCAGCUACCACACAGGAAAGGAGCUUUUUACGUGGAAGUACCUUGGUUUGAAUCCCACAAACAUGUCUUGGCCUGAGGCUGCCUCCACGAGUUUUGGGCUCCUAAGCCAAGGCUCGACCCUGGAGUUUCCUCAGGUGUUGCCCAAUAAUACAGGUACCUGGGAAUGCAGUGUCCAUGGCCCAGAUGGGAUGUCAGGAUCGGUGCAGUACCACCUUGAAAUUGCAGCAACUAAGUGA